AUGGCAUUAGCACUGCCUGCAGCAGGCAGACCACUUAGAGAGUGGUUGGCUGCCCAUGCCAAUGAUGUCCCUAAUUGCAUUGUGUAUCCUGAACAAGAAGAGGAUGGUUCAUUUGAGAUCAAGCACCAUAUGCUUGAAAUUCUACCUAUUUUUCGUGGGCUACCUAGUGAAGAUGCAAACAUACAUAUUGCAAAAUUUAUUGACAAGGCGGAAACUUGGUUGUUCACUCUACCGACAAAUAGCAUUACUACUUGGCAACAAUUACAUACAAAAUUCCUAAACAAGUAUUAUCCAUCAUCCAAGACAUUCAAUUACAAGCAGGAAAUCAUGACAUUUACUCAGAAGCCUAAUGAAGAGUUCCAUGAAGCAUGGGAAGGAUAUAUAGAGAUGUACAUUAAGUGUCCACAUGCUAAUAUUGAUUCAGAUACACAGAUGAAUAUUUUCUUUGACGAGCUUAAUCCGAUAUCUAAGAGCCAUGUUAAUACAUCAGCUGGAGGAUCGUUGUCAAAUAAAUAUGCAAAAGAGACAUUUGAACUGUUUGAUAUGAUGGCUACAGAAUCUCAACAAUAG
Molecule: messenger RNA, 570 nt
Organism: Prunus armeniaca (apricot)
Lineage: Eukaryota; Viridiplantae; Streptophyta; Magnoliopsida; Rosales; Rosaceae
Source: the annotation of a GenBank genome assembly